AUGCCUCACUUUUCCUCCAUUCCUCCCUCCAACAGCCGAUGCCCCCCGUUCGCUUCUCCCUCUCCCUUAGCUUUUCUUUUCCUCUCCUUUCCUUUCGGCCUUUUCCAACCCCUCUCAUUCGCUCCCCCCAACCCACGCAGUCCCCCGGGGUACUACAUCCGGCGGGGCAGGGGCGCGGGGCGGGCGAACUGGCACGUGCACCUGCCAGUGGGCGCGUGGUGCGGCGAUGAGCGCAGCUGCGCCAAGCGGUCGCUCAACCUGCUCGGCUCAUCCACCCCGUGGGCCGCCGAGGCUGCUGCUGCUGCUGGCCGCGGCAGCAAGAAGGUAUACCCCGCGUUUACCGGGCUGCUAUCCAGCAGCGCAGCAUUCAACCCCGCCUUCCACGCGUGGAACCUGGUGCGCCCGGUGUACUGCGAUGGGGGCGGGUACACGGGCACAAGAGGGCGCAUGGACGUGGCGGGAAACAAGAGCUUGUACCUGGACGGGUGGAACAUCGUGCAGGCGGUGCUGCAAGGUGGGUGGCUCAUGAUGCAUGGCUGCUUACUGGCACGGGGGUGGAAGCCACGUGUAUAA
Messenger RNA from Closterium sp. Naga37s-1, 573 nucleotides. Lineage: Eukaryota; Viridiplantae; Streptophyta; Zygnematophyceae; Desmidiales; Closteriaceae. The record is from the annotation of a GenBank genome assembly.